Molecule: messenger RNA, 1776 nt
Organism: Sus scrofa (pig)
Lineage: Eukaryota; Metazoa; Chordata; Mammalia; Artiodactyla; Suidae
Gene: MTG1
Product: mitochondrial ribosome associated GTPase 1
Biological process (GO): mitochondrial translation
Cellular component (GO): mitochondrion
Molecular function (GO): GTP binding; GTPase activity
Source: RefSeq, a predicted model, not a curated record
AGUUGACCCCGCGCGCGCUGUGCGCCGCCGGCCGGGCCGCCUUUCGGGAGAGCUUUCCCGUGGGCGGUCGCGACGUGGCGCGCUGGUUCCCAGGCCACAUGGCCAAGGGGCUGAGGAAGAUGCAGAGCAGCCUAAAGCUGGUGGACUGUAUCCUCGAGGUCCACGACGCCCGGAUAUCCUUUGGUGGUUGUGACAUUGCCUUUGUCCUGUUCUGGCCCAGAGCUCUUAAAACUCAAGGAUUUCCCAACCACGCGAGGGCCACUGCCUUGCCUGUCCUCUGCCUCUGGUCCACAGGAAGCAGCUGGGAAGGGAUUUUGCCUUAAUUUUGCCACAUCCCACUUUCGGGCCGAAACCCUCUGUUUCAGGAAACUCUUGGGCUUAAGCCGCACUUGCUAGUCCUCAACAAGAUGGACCUGGCGGAUCUGAAGGAGCAGCAGAAAAUUAUGCAACAUUUAGAAAGAGAAGGCCUAAAAAAUGUCAUUUUUACCAACUGUGUAAAGGAUGAAAAUAUCAAGCAGCUGCUGUGCGUCGCUGUUAGAAAGUGGUGGCCAUCAGAGCUGCCUCCCUCUGGGGGCUCUCCUGCCCGGUCCUGGUGGAGGGAAGGGCACCCCCGACGCUCGUGCAGCCCGAAUCGGGGAUGUGCUUGGAGCCGAGCUGUCUGGUUCUGGAUGCUGAGGCGUCCACCUUGGACGCGAAGGGGGGCUGGCCUUACAGGACAGCGUCCUCCGGCGGUUGACUGGUUGCAGAUCAUCCCGAAGGUCACGGAACUGGUCGGGAGCAGCUGCCGCUAUCACCGAGGAGAGAGCGUGGAGUACUGCAUCAUGGUCAUCGGAGUCCCCAACGUGGGCAAGUCCUCGCUCAUCAACGCCCUCCGGAGGCAGCACCUCAGGAAAGGUACUUCCCCAGGGGCACGGCGGUGGCGCGCUCAGCCCAGGCCCCUGCCGCCGGGGUCUCCAUCAUCGGGAGGAUCCAGCCGCCGGCCUGCUGUGCAGGCUGCCGGAAAAGCCACCAAGGUGGGCGGCGAGCCUGGGAUCACCAGGGCUGUGAUGUCCAGAGUUCAGGUGUGCGAGCGGCCGCUGAUGUUCCUGCUGGACACCCCCGGGGUGCUGGCUCCUCGGAUCCAGAACGUGGAGACGGGCCUGAAGCUGGCCCUGUGUGGAACCGUGCUGGACCACCUGGUGGGGGAGGAGACCCUGGCCGACUACCUCCUCUACACCCUCAACAGGCACCAGCUCCUGGGGUACGUGCAGCACUACGGCCUGGGCCAGGCCUGCGACGACAUCACGAGCGUGCUGAAGCAGGUGGCCGUGCGGCUGAGGAAGACGCAGAAGGUGAAGGUGCUGACCGGCACGGGUGACGUGAACGUCGUCCAGCCCAACUACCCCGCGGCCGCCAGGGACUUCCUGCGGGCCUUCCGCAGCGGCGCGCUGGGCCCCGUGAUGCUGGACCGCGACAUCCUGCAGGGCGUCCCCUCGGUGGAGCCCUGACCCUGAGGGCGUCACCCCUGCCCUCGGCUCCACGGCUACGGGCUUGUCGCCCAGGAGCCCCCGUCCGCCAGUUCCUCGCUGGUCACUGUGCGCUCGCGUCUCUGCUGCACAGCCCGGCCAACGCCUGGUGACAGAGACCGCGCCUCGGCCCUGGACGUCCCUGCCUGCCCGGCCGGGGGAGGACGCUCACUCACGUUCAGGGAGAGCUGCUGUUUCUCAGGAGUUGAAACUGUAGCCUGUAAUUGUGGAAUUUUAAAUUAAAGGCCCGUCUCUGCGGUCGGCCCCUUCA